CUGAUGUACUGUCGAUCGACUAUUAGUCAGCUGUCAUCUUUUAUCUCGUUCAAAGUUCAGUUGAAAAAUUGAAUGAAAAAAGGAAUACAUACCUAGGAGUUCUAAAGUGAUAUUGCUUAGAUCAAAGAUCUCAUAACACAUAGUGUUAGAUAUUCUACUAUAAAGUAAAACUGUAGAUUUGCUGUCUGAUUCAAGAAAUCAACUAUUUCGAGAGAUUCAGGAAAGGUGCUCAACAGUUGAUAGUGUGUGAUAGGACAUCAAAUAAAAACACAGAUCAACAUGAACAGCAUUGUAAAAGUGUUCAGUAAUUUCAAGGAAUUCUACAGUGAAAUCAACGGUGCAACGCUCACGGGAGCAAUAGAUGUAAUAAUCGUAGAGCAACCAGAUGGCUCCUACAUGUGUUCACCAUUUCACGUGCGCUUCGGCAAGCUCGGAGUGCUGCGUAGUCGAGAAAAAAUUGUUGAUAUUGAAGUGAAUGGCGAACCAGUGGAUAUACAUAUGAAGUUAGGCGAGUCGGGCGAAGCGUUCUUCGUCGAAGAAUGUCUUGAAGACGACGCAGAUGUUCCAGCACAUAUGGCGACGUCUCCUAUACCAAGCAGUUCCUUUAAUGCAAACUUUCCAAGUUCUAUCACCAACGUUGGCAAGGAGGAACAAGCCAUUCCAAGACCUAGACGAAAUUCUAUUGAUUUUUCUGUAGAUGUUGCGGAGAUAGAAAAAAAUAAAUUUGAAAAUCAAAAGUCUGAAUAUAGUCAGAGACGGCACACAGAUAAUAUUACCGGCAGGCCGGAUUUGACUUUAACUAAAAUAGAAUAUACUACCCAAAAAAUUCGUCAAGAAUGGGCCGAAGUAGAACAAGAACAGAUAUUUCAAAUGGAAGCGAUUGAGGCAAUCAGUGGCGAUUGGUCAAGCAGCAGCACUCAACUACAGACUACUGAAGCAAAAGAAAUGCAUUUCAAACCGAUCGACGUAGCUCCAACUUCCGUACAGACUAAAGACCAAAGUACUGAAUCGAGUGUUGUUGAAGAACAACAAAAUACGUGUGCUGAGGAGAAACUGAAUGCGGACUCUAAAACUAAGAAAAAACGGAGAAAGAAGUCUAUCAUGAAGAAAAAAAACUCACAACGCAAAAACUCAUCCAGCAGUUCGGCGGGAUCGAAUAAUUCAGACCAGAAUGAUGGAGCAGAAACUGACAGUAUAACUGCAUCUCAGCUUACUGCAUCCUCGGUUAGUGAUUCCCCUAAGGACAAAGAAAAGGAAUCGUUCUUGGAAGAGCAGAUGAAGGAAGCAGAACAAUCAAAACAUGAACCGGAAACGAAAGGUUCUGUGGAACCAGUUAGCCGUGUCCAUGAAAUAGAUAUUCAUUUUUUCAGUGAUACUGAAAUAACCACUGGUGUUAGCCCACGGCAGUCCCGCCCAUCAACACCGGUUCAGAGCGAUACAGAAUUUGAAAUUUCCCAACGAGACACUACUGAAGAUAAUAAUAUGUCAGCAUCUUGGAAAUGGGGAGAACUACCAACUAAACCCGAUGAAUCGGAAGAUUUUGAUGCAACUCAAAGCAAACAAGCUCAACGAAAUUCAAUGCUUAGCGGGUUGAUAAGCUUUAUGAAAUAUAACAAGAAACUUCGUAAAAAUGUCCCAGACGGACUUUAUCUCUCCGAUCUUGAUGAAUCAUUGGACCCGGAAAUAGCAGCUCUCUAUUUCCCACCCUCAUCGUCCAAUAUUCAACAGACACAUAACGAAGAGGACAGGGAAAGCGGGAAUGGUACAUCAUUACCUCAAAGUCCUACAUCGCUUGAAGGAAUAAAAUGCCUCGAUUCCGACUACGACGACAAAGUCGAAAAAUUGUCCUUGGAUUUCAUUGCAAUGUCUUUGUGUGGUGGAUUGGAAAAUGGCAGUCCAACCCCCGAAGAGUUCGACAAACACAGAUUGUCAUACUCGGAUGUUUGCGCUAAUCCGAUCAUAUUCUCCUCUCCAGACUUAGUUGUUCGUAUCAACGACAAGUAUUACACAUGGGCAGCGGCCUGUCCACAAGUAAUGACAAUGUUAGCAUUUCAAAAAACACUUCCAACUGACUUUAGUGAAGUAAUGAAAUUUAAACCUCCGAAAGCUACAUCCGAAGCCUCGAGUCAAGAAGAAUUGGAAUCGAAAAAACAAGCCCAGUCAUCAGAUGGUGGUCGUGGUGGCCGUUGGUGGUAUUGGCGUCGAUCUAAUGACAAGUCGUCAAUGAAAACAGAAAAUGAGAUAGUUCAACGUUCUUCGGAAGAAUCGAAAACCUCAGCGGCGGCAACACAAACCUCUAGAUCUAAUUCCCCAGAAGAUGGUCUUGUAUCGACAGUAGAAUGUACAAGCAAACCUAAAGAUGAUAGUUAUAACGGUUCCUUGAGCUCGGAAGAUCUAGAGCUACCUGUUGAGCAAAGUUUCAGCAUGGAGAGGACUAACAGUCGACUCAAUAUUUUAUCCGAAAAGUAUCGCAAAACGCUUCGCUUGUCAUCUGACCAGAUUGAUAGUUUGAAUUUGAACAAUGGAGUGAAUGAAAUUGUUUUCAGUGUAACAACUGCCUACCAAGGCACAUCACGAUGCAAAUGUUUCCUAUUCAAAUGGAAACAUAACGAUAAAGUCGUUAUUUCGGACAUCGAUGGAACAAUAACAAAGUCUGAUGUUCUAGGCCACAUUCUACCCAUGGUAGGAAAAACUUGGGAGCAAAUUGGCGUAGCGCAAUUGUUUUCCAAAAUUGAAGAAAAUGGAUAUAAAAUGUUGUAUCUCUCUGCAAGAGCCAUUGGGCAAGCGAAGACUACACGAGAUUAUUUACAAUCAAUACGUCAAGGGGAUGUUAAGUUACCAGAUGGACCACUAUUACUCAAUCCCACUUCGUUAAUGUCGGCUUUCCAUAGAGAAGUGAUCGAAAAAAAACCGGAACAGUUUAAGAUUGCAUGUCUUAGUGAUAUACAGGCGCUGUUUCCGGAUAAAAAUCCUUUUUAUGCUGGUUAUGGCAAUCGAAUAAAUGAUGUCUGGGCAUACCGAGCCGUAGGAAUUCCGAUUUCUCGUAUCUUCACCAUCAAUACCAAAGGGGAGCUGAAGCAUGAAUUGACCCAAACAUUCCAAUCGACGUACGCAAAUAUGGCAUACAUAGUGGACCAACUAUUUCCGCCCAUCAAGCAUAUCGAAGAGGAAGACAGUGAAUUUACCAGUUUCAAUUAUUGGCGCAACCCUGUGCCGGAUAUUGAGUUGAACAUUGAGUUACCCAGCAGUUCCCAAACAGGAAGUGGAGGCUUAACGUCCGUCCAUGGCAAUUCUCUUCUUGCGGGCAAAGUAUCUCCAACAAGCUCAUUGGUGCAACAAACUUUACCAACAAUUCCAGAGAAUUAGAACUUGAAAUCAUAACCAGAAUCAGAAUUCUAUAUUCAAAUUAGCUAUCGACUUAUUCGUUUAUUGCAUGACUUAUCCAUGCAAACACUAAAGUCAAGAGUACAUGAGACGUAAACCGGAAAGUCGUAGCAAAAGCAUCGAUAGCUUUCUAUGUGAGUAAUAACAACUAGCCCUAUAAUAAACAUCGAUACUACCAAGUGUAUAUAAAGCUACACAGACGCGCAUUAAGUUAUAACAUAAUCACAGUGAUAAACGUCAUAGGCUUAUUCUUGCUCUUCUAUUAUAAAUUGUAUUCGAUUGUUUUUUUUUCACUUUCUUCAUGAACAAACCAAGAACUUUAGGUUUUAUUUCCAAGUUAUGUUAAUUUGAUGAAGAUUUAAAUGCAGGUGGUUUCAACUGAUAUAGGAAUGGCAAGUAGAAUGCCAUAACUGAAUGAGCUGAAGAUAUGUGAUAAUAGUUAGUUUUAUUUAUGAACACUUUUUUUCAUAUACUUGAUUUAUAAAGUAGCAUAGAAGGAUAAAAUUAGUUUCAUCGAAGGGUUAUUUUAAGUCAAUGUUUGAUUCAAUGUAUGCUAAAUAUCGAUAUUAUCGAGCGGUGCAAAUGAACCGUAUAACACUCACAGAACUCAUAAGUUCGCUAAAACGUUAAAAUAAAUGCUACAACAGGCUUCAAUAA
Molecule: messenger RNA, 4041 nt
Organism: Malaya genurostris
Lineage: Eukaryota; Metazoa; Arthropoda; Insecta; Diptera; Culicidae
Gene: Lpin
Product: phosphatidate phosphatase LPIN3
Exons: 6
Coding region: 280-3366 (1028 amino acids)
Biological process (GO): positive regulation of transcription by RNA polymerase II; triglyceride biosynthetic process; fatty acid catabolic process
Cellular component (GO): nucleus
Molecular function (GO): transcription coactivator activity; phosphatidate phosphatase activity
Source: RefSeq, a predicted model, not a curated record